AAACACAAUAGGUUCACUAAUAGUAAUUUAUUGUAAGUUGGGGACGAUUUGUUUAAAUAAAAUCCAGUGUCGUUUCAGCACGCGGCGUCAGUUUGCGGUAUUUUCCCCCCACCCGGUUUGUGAAACGGAAUUUUUAAGGAUCCGGAAUGGCUGACACUCCACCCAGUGACGGCCCCUCGCAAGGUGCUGACUUUGACAUGAUGGGCGCUCUGGACUGGAAGGAUGGCAUUGCCACAUUGCCAGGCAGUGACAUCAGGUUCCGCAUGACAGAGUUUGGCACACUUGAGAUUGUGACAGACAUAGAAGUUAAAGGGCAGCAGUCGACGCCAAAAAAGGAUGGAUUGGAUCCGGUGCCAUCUCACAGUCCCACCCCUCCACCAGAGGGUCAAUCGCAGACAAAAACAGCGCCUGCGGUGGCUAAUAAUAUUCAGCCGGCAUCGUCUCAAGUGAAAGCCCCUGCUCCUGUUGUCUUGUCUUUGGAGGAGACACCCACUCUAGAAAGUCCCAAAGUGGAAGUUGGUCCAAGUGUGGAAGUUGGUCCAAACGGGGAGCUCACUCAAUGCCGAACCUGCGGGGGUCACGUUGCUCGGGAUGCCCUCCUACAGGGAAAGUUCUGUAGCCCCAAUUGUGCCCAGCCCACAAGUGGACGGUCAUCUCCCGGAGAGCCCCGGGACGGCCAAGCGGCCGAAAGUGAGACCUUAGGUAAACGUGUGCGAAAAAAGAGAAAAAUCUAUAUGGAUUCUGGCGACGAGGAGGAAGACAACCAAGAGGAACCAGAAGAGAAAUCCAAGACUACCAAAGGCAGGAGAGCAGCCAAAAUGGCCAAACUUGCCACAGCCCCACUGAACAAGAAGCGGGCAUGGAGCUGGCCGGCCUACCUGGAGGAGGAGCGGGCGAUCGCUGCUCCUGUCAAACUCUUCAAAGAGUAUCAGUCGGUUCCUCAAAGCCGGAACAGCUUUAAGGUGGGCAUGAAGCUGGAAGGGCUGGACCCGUGUCACCCGUCUCUCUUCUGUGUGCUCACCGUGGCGGAGAUCCAAGGCUAUCGAGUGAGGCUUCACUUUGACGGCUACCCAGAGUGCUAUGACUUUUGGGCCAACGCAGACUCGUGGGAUUUGAAACCGGCAGGCUGGUGUGAGAAAAAUGGACACAAAUUAUUGUUGCCCAAAGGUUGUAAGGAUGGCGAGUUCAACUGGAGCAUGUACGUGAAGAACUGCCGAGGCCAGCUGGCGCCCAAGCACCUCUUCAAGAGUCUCAACACCUCCGUGACUCCCUCCGGAUUUCGAGCGGGCAUGAAGCUGGAGGCGGUCGACAGGAAGAACCCGUCGCUGAUCUGCGUGGCAACCAUCGCAGCUGUGGUGGACAACAGACUUCUCAUUCACUUUGAUAACUGGGACGACACGUAUGAUUACUGGUGUGACGCUAGCAGUCCAUACAUCCACCCAGUAGGCUACUGCGAGGAGGCCGAGCUGACUCUGACCACUCCAGCUGGUAAGACACAGACCAAGACACAUGUGGAAUAUAAGCAACCGAAGAGUUUCUCCUGGGAGAAAUAUAUGGAAGAGACGAGCACACAGGCUGCUCCUGCUCGGGCUUUCAAACCGAGACCUCCACAUGGUUUUCAGGUGGGGAUGAAGGUCGAAGCCGUGGACAGGAGGAACCCGAUGCUCAUCCGUGUCGCCACUGUGGCAGACACGGAAGACCACCGACUUAAGAUUCAUUUCGACGGCUGGAAUCCAGAGUACGAUUUCUGGGUGGAGACGGACUGCCCCGACCUGCACCCUGUGGGCUGGUGUCACAAAACUGGACACACUUUGCAGCACCCGAACAGUGCUAAUGAUGUGAGUCCUCCAGGACAGGGAUGUCCCACCCCAGGAUGCAACGGAGUCGGCCACAUCAGAGGACCUCGUUAUGGGACACAUUACACUCAGGUGAGCUGUCCCUACUCGGAAAUGAAUCUGAACAAAGAGAGCUUGCUCCCAGACCGUCUUAGCGGCGAGCGGCCCCUCACGCUCGGCGGCGCCCUCCCCCGCGGGCGACGCCCCGAGCCCAACGCGGCUCCCGCCACGCAAAUCGCCUCCGCCCCGGACCGGCUCGAGGCAGCCGAUGACUCCCACUCCAGGAAACCAGCGGAGGUGGAGGCUGAGCUGUCAGGUCGCAGUAGCCAGCCAGAGGCACUAAGAGGUGCCAGUGAGCAGAACCAGAAUGGAACCAGACUCAAAAGGACUGCUCCUCUUCCCAAAUAUUUCAAAAUGCACUACGUGAAAGAAGAGUCUGGCGAUGGUAAAGCCAACUCGGACUCCAUUUCCCUCCAGCAAGCCCUUCACGAGUCGGUGUUCUCCCCUGGCGUCUCUGCCGCUCCCCCCCACCGGGUGGCGCUGUGCUGGGACAAACACUGUCAGUUGCUGCCUGAGGUUUUGGGGCUCACCGCCAAGAGGGUGGCGGGAUGGAGCACUGAGGAGGUGGCCAGUUUUGUAAAAGGACUUCCAGGGUGUAAAGAACAUGCUGCUACAUUUAAAACGGAGCAAAUAGAUGGCGAGGCCUUUCUGCUGCUCACCCAAUCGGACAUCGUCAAGAUCCUGUCCAUCAAGCUGGGCCCUGCCCUGAAGAUCUACAACUCCAUCCUCAUGUUUAAGAGUGCCGAUGAAGAAUAACUGGAGGCUCCCAACAGAAACGUUGACAGAAAAGCCAUCAGCUUCAAUUAAUUGCUCUCUUCUCAAUGGACUUAAAAGGGGGGGAGGGGUGUCCCUUGUAUUGUUUACUGAAACGUCCAA
Hippocampus comes (tiger tail seahorse) is the source of this 2771-nucleotide messenger RNA. It is a transcript of the gene l3mbtl1b, whose product is annotated as L3MBTL histone methyl-lysine binding protein 1b. The transcript is spliced from 22 exons. The record is from RefSeq and is a predicted model, not a curated record. NCBI's taxonomy places the organism in Eukaryota, Metazoa, Chordata, Actinopteri, Syngnathiformes, Syngnathidae. Gene Ontology annotation, molecular function: zinc ion binding; histone binding; chromatin binding. The coding region runs from base 147 to 2651 and encodes 834 amino acids. Gene Ontology annotation, biological process: negative regulation of DNA-templated transcription. Gene Ontology annotation, cellular component: nucleus.